Messenger RNA from Geosmithia morbida, 2112 nucleotides. RefSeq names its product EH protein. The coding region runs from base 1 to 2112 and encodes 703 amino acids. NCBI's taxonomy places the organism in Eukaryota, Fungi, Ascomycota, Sordariomycetes, Hypocreales, Bionectriaceae. Gene Ontology annotation, molecular function: protein binding. The transcript has a single exon. The record is from RefSeq and is a predicted model, not a curated record.
AUGACGAUGCAUCUUCAUCACGGUGCCAGAUCCCCGUCUCGUCCCUUUCAACAGCAACAGCAACAGCCAUCGUCUCCGGCAUCGUCCGUCGCCGCCCUCCAAGGCGCCUCGCUGGCCUUCCACAAGAAGCAACCGUCGACCGACACGAGCACGGGUAAUACAGCCAGAUGGCUCCCGCAGCCGGCGCAGCCCCUCAGCGCCGACAGUACCGGAGGCCGCAGCUCCUCGUCUGCUGCCCUCUCAGUGGACGGGAACGGUAGCGACCUCGUGGCCACGCGCCUCCAGCAGCUGGGCCAUCUGCAGUAUCAGCAGACGACCGCUGCACCGACCACCGUCGACCCCAAGAGUACCAGCUUCAUCGCUGCUACGCUCGCCGCGAGUCGGAGCGCCAGCCCGAACGCCCGAGCGACGACGAACAACAACAGGCGCAGCCCCGAUGCUACCAGCGUCAUGAGCGCCGCCGCAGAUAACUCUGCAAAUCGUGCGGUGCCAUCCCCAUCGGCCGGGUCGCUCAUCUCCAUGUGGGAGACGGACGGCCGUGCGAAUAAGAGCGAAAUGCCGCAGUCGCCUGGGAACAGGAGCGUAUCUCCUGCGGCGGCCAGGCCGGCCAAGCCCCCUAAACCGGCUGUUACGGCUGCUGUCCCGGACACGCAGCAGGAACAGCAGCAGGAACAGCAACAGAAACCGAAACCGAAGCCAAAGAGCAUCCCAAGGAAACCAGAAAACAAGACCGUGGAAGCCAAAGAACCUUGCGCACCGAAGUCGCCGAGACGGGCCCCGACGACCCCGACUCAAGCUGGAGCAACGCCAAGUCAACAGUCUGCGCCAAAGGCGUUGGCCAGAACCGCAGCCGGCGAUCAGAAGCAGAAAAACGAGCAGCCCGGGCCUCCACCUCUACAAAGGCUGAUGCAGGAUCCUUCUGCCACAGCAGACAAGUCGGCUCUGCAACCUGUCAGCCCCCGGCCGAUGGGAUCUUCUACCACAGGCCAGAGCAGCAUUAAAUCCGCACCAGCAACACCGACGGCGACGUCGCCUUCACCUGGACGGAACAAACCGCACCUCCCUCCGCAGCACAUCCGAACAGUCAGUCGGCCGUCGAGCCAACUACCAGGCCAAGACAGAGGUGAUCCGCAAAAGAAGGACACACCCAAACAAAGUACAGUACAGCAGCAGCAGCAGAAGCAGCAGCAGAAGCAGCAGCAGCCACCGAUGCCGCCAAAGCCACGGCAGACCGGCUCGACAUCAGGGGCAGUCAAGAGGAAACCCACACCCACGGAAGCGUCGUCGGCACCGCCGCCGCUACCUCGGCGGACGGCCACGAUGGAGAGCGACACGGGCAACGACGUGUUUGUCUCGGCACCUACAUCACCAGAGCCGGACCUACCACCGCCCUCCCCGUCCCCCGCCCGCGGCUCCGUACGGACAACCUCACCGCCCCGUCGGGCCAUGGCAGCCGUUCUGCAGCAGCCUUCGGCCGUGUCGAGCAAGAGAUUAGACCUCAACUCGAUGACGAGCGCCAUCGUUGCCGGGUCCCUGGCAGCUCGCCUAUCGCCCUCCGACACGGGGUCAUCGCAGCCGCCCUCCCCGCCGCCGCGCACCAGGACCCCGCACCUGCGCCAGACGCUGCGCGGCCCAACAUCCGCCACGGCAGCAGACGACGAUGAUGAUGGUCACCAUCACCACCAUCACCACAAGCGGUCCAUCCUCCGGAGCAACAAGCACGCCCACCACGAGGGAUCCCGCAGCAGAUGGCGCGACGAGAUACGACCCCGCCAGCGAAAACGCUACGAGGCUGUCUGGGCGUCGAACCGCGGCGCCCUGCUCCUCCCGUCGCUCGUCAGGGGCGGCGCGUACAGCUACGACGAGUACGUGGCGAACGUGGUGGUGCGGGACAUCUGGCGACGGUGCAGGCUGCCCGAGGACGAGCUCGCGGAGGUGUGGAACCUCGUCGACCACGAGGGUAAGGGGGCUCUGGGACGGGCUGAGUUCAUCGUGGGCAUGUGGCUGAUCGAUCAGAGACUACGUGGCCGCAAGAUUCCCACAAAGGUGUCGGAGAGCGUGUGGGCUAGUGCGGGCAAUGGGCUCAGGGUCAAGGGACCGCGGAUCAAGUGA